AAGCUCAAACACAACCCGGAACCAGAAGUAAAGCCAGUCUGAUAUCACCGCGAGACAGAGGUCAGAAAUCCCUCUUACAGCCAUCUUGGAAAUAGUGUCCUGACUCGACAAAAAUGCCCGGUGAAGCCACAGAGACAGUUCCAGUCACCGAGCAGGAGAUGCAGCAGCCUCAAGUAGAAACUGCCACACCUCCUACCCCUGAAAGUGUGGCUGCCUCCGCUCAGGCUGCUGCUGGCCCAGCUAAGGCCAAAGGCAAAGAGGCAAAGGGUGGACCAGGUUCUUCUACCCCAAAGGCUGUCCCUGGCAGAAGAAAACGAUCCUCGAUGUCUGCCUCCUCAUCAUCUCCCACCUCCCCCAAGUCCACUUCAUCCUCCACUCCACGAUCUCCCUUAGCCUCCUCACCCGGAGGUUUUUCAUCUAGCCCAAGCAAUCGUGCUGCCCCCAAGGUUGUAAAGGCUGGCAAACAAGGAAAGGUUAAAGGAGAGCCAUUCAAACCCUCUCGUGAUCUGCCAGUCCCAGCUGAGGCUUCUGUUCCAGAAUCAGUUGUAGCUGACCCUGUUGAGUGUAAAUCUAUCCCACCAGCAGAGGCCAAGCCUGUUGAGCCCAAAACUGAACCUAUUGAGGCCAAAAUGACCCCAGUUGAGCUUGAACCUGCCCUCGUUUCUGUCCCUGCUGAGCCUGCAGCCCCUACACCCAUCCCGCCCAAGCCUGUUGCAGCCCCUGUGGCUUUCAAAGUGACUUCUAAGCCUGCUGCUGCUGCACCUGUCUCAUUUGCCGAAGCAGUUGCAAGAGGUUCCCCUAAACUUGCUCCUGAGGUGUCUGCAGUCAGCCCAGAGCCAAAAUCAAUUGAGGUUACAGAGAAGGUUGAGGUGAAGGCAUGUUUGGCCCCUGUCCCAGCUCCAAUUAGACCUGCCCCCCAGGCUGCACCCUUACCUGCCUUGGAUGAUGACCUCCCUCCUCUUAUUCCACCUGCAGAGCCUGUCAAAAUGCCAGUGUUCCUACCCCCUGCUGUAGUAGAGUUCCCUAAGCUUGUAACAGCUCCUUCUAAACCGUCAGCAGUUGAGGUGAUUAACCAGCCAGCUGCACAACCAGCUCCCCCUAAACCUGCCUCAGUUGAGCCUGUUAUUGAGCCUGCUGUUGUACCAGCUUUUGAACAGGCAGCUGUACCUACCCCUCCUCCCCCUGCUGAGGGUGCUGCUGACAAGUCAGUUAAGGUACCUGCCCCAGAGGUUCCGAAACCUACCCCUGUUAAGCCUACUGCUGAUGCGCCAGUUGCCUCUCCUGAACCAGCUGCAGUGCUUACUCCAGCGGUUCUCAAACCUACCCCUGUUAAGCCUGCUGCAGAGAAGCCAGUUGCUGCUCCUGCACCAGCUGCAGUGCCUACUCCAGCGGUUCCUAAACCUACCCCUGUUAAGCCUGCUGCAGAGAAGCCAGUUGCUGCUCCUGCACCAGCUGCAGUGCCUACUCCAGCGGUUCCUAAACCUACCCCUGUUAAGCCUGCUGCAGAGAAGCCAGUUGCUGCUCCUGCACCAGCUGCAGUGCCUACUCCAGCGGUUCCUAAACCUACCCCUGUUAAGCCUGCUGCAGAGAAGCCAGUUGCUGCUCCUGCACCAGCCCCUGAACCAGCUGCAGUGCCUACUCCAGCGGUUCCUAAACCUACCCCUGUUAAGCCUGCUGCAGAGAAGCCAGUUGCUGCUCCUGCACCAGCUGCAGUGCCUACUCCAGCGGUUCCUAAACCUACCCCUGUUAAGCCUGCUGCUGAUAAGCCAGUUGCUGCUCCUGCACCAGCCCCUGAACCAGUUGCAGUGCCUACUCCAGCGGUCCCUAAACCCAUUGAAGUGGUUGUUGUACCCCCACCAUCCCCCGUUUCAGCCCCAAAACCUGUCACAGUCCCUGCUAAAACUCCAAUGAAGGUGGAGCCAGGGAUCAAGAAUGACAAGGGUUCUGGCACUGAAUCGGACAGUGAUGAAUCAGUACCAGAUCUGGAGGAACAGGACUCUGCACAGACACAGACGCAGCAGGCUCAGCUUGCUGCUGCUGCAGAGAUCGAUGAAGAACCUGUAAGCAAAGCCAAACAGAGUCGUAGUGAAAAGAAGGCACGAAAGGCCAUGUCUAAAUUGGGUCUAAGGCAGGUAACGGGAGUCACCAGGGUUACCAUUCGCAAGUCAAAGAACAUCCUGUUCGUCAUCACCAAACCAGACGUGUACAAGAGUCCUGCAUCAGACACCUAUAUUGUCUUUGGUGAGGCUAAGAUUGAAGAUCUGUCUCAGCAAGCCCAGCUAGCUGCUGCAGAGAAGUUCAAGGUACAAGGAGAAGCAGUGUCAAACAUCCAAGAAAACACACAGACGCCCACUGUACAGGAGGAGAGCGAAGAGGAGGAGGUUGACGAGACUGGGGUUGAGGUGAAGGACAUUGAACUCGUGAUGUCACAAGCCAAUGUGUCGCGGGCAAAGGCUGUACGUGCCCUGAAAAACAACAACAACGACAUUGUCAAUGCUAUUAUGGAAUUGACGAUGUGAGAGCACAUGGGAGGAGAAGGGGUUUAUGAAAGGUUGCUGAUUUAAUCUACACUUGUUUGUACAAUUUAUACCCAAGAUGGAAAUAAAGUUGUGGCUUGAUGAAUUGAA
This is a messenger RNA of Osmerus eperlanus (European smelt), 2627 nucleotides long. RefSeq names its product nascent polypeptide associated complex subunit alpha (gene naca). The record is from RefSeq and is a predicted model, not a curated record. Lineage: Eukaryota; Metazoa; Chordata; Actinopteri; Osmeriformes; Osmeridae. Bases 114 to 2519 code for a protein of 801 amino acids. The transcript has 9 exons. Gene Ontology annotation, biological process: protein targeting to membrane. Gene Ontology annotation, cellular component: nascent polypeptide-associated complex; cytoplasm.